AAAUUAACGCUCAAGCUCGAGUCGCUCCAGACCACGGGCUCGUUCAAGAUCCGCGGCAUGCGCUACAAGCUCCACGUGUCGGACGUCGCGCGGCUCAGGUCCGCGGGCGUCGUCACGCUCUCCGCGGGCAACGCGGGCAAGGCCGUGAGCUACCUCGCGGGCAAGGCGGGCAUCGACGCCAAGGUCUUCAUGCCCGACACGGCGCCCGACGACCGCAAGCGGCUCAUGGAGGACCUGGGCGCGUCCGUGGCCAAGGUGCCCGGCGCCGAACUGCUGGACGCCGUCGCCGCGUGCGUCGCGACGGAGAAGCGCAUCCUCGUCCAUCCCUUCGACGACGUCGACCUCAUCCGCGGCCACGCCUCCUGCGGCCUCGAGAUGCUCGAGGACCAGCCGGACGUCGACGUCGUCGCCGUGUGCUGCGGCGGCGGCGGCCUCCUCGCGGGCGUCGCGGCCGCGUACAAGCUCUCCGGGUCCAAGGCGCGCGUCGUCGGCGUCGAGCCCGAGGGCGCCCAGUCCAUGGCCAUUUCCGUGAGGACGGGAAGGCACGCCUGGUGCCCCGACGGCGGCAAGACGGAGACCAUCGCCCACGGCCUCGCGCCGCCCUUCGCUGGGAAAGCGACGUACAACCACGUCCGCGCGUUCUGCGACGACGUCGUGACGGUCACGGACGCGGAGAUGCGCGAGGCGACGCGCGCGUUGUUCCGCGCGGGGGUCGUCGCCGAGGUGUCGGGCGCGGCGGCCGUCGCGGCCGCGCUCGCGGGCAAGCUCGGCGACGUCGCGGGGAAGAAGGUCGCGUGCACCGUCUCCGGCCGCAACAUCGACGUA
Aureococcus anophagefferens is the source of this 825-nucleotide messenger RNA. RefSeq lists its product as hypothetical. The annotation marks the transcript as partial. The record is from RefSeq and is a predicted model, not a curated record. Gene Ontology annotation, biological process: L-serine catabolic process; L-threonine catabolic process. Gene Ontology annotation, molecular function: threonine deaminase activity; L-serine ammonia-lyase activity; pyridoxal phosphate binding. NCBI's taxonomy places the organism in Eukaryota, Pelagophyceae, Pelagomonadales, Pelagomonadaceae. The transcript has a single exon.